AUGACGGCUGAGCCGCAUACGCAUUUGGGACUGCAAAAAACUAACAUGGAUUUUGUGAACGACUUUGACCUGAUGAAGUUCGGCGUCAAGAAGGAAGCGAUGCAGGGGAUGGAGCGCUCUUUCAUCGGGCCGUGCAGUCAGCUCCAGAGACCGGACUCUGUCUCCUCCACUCCAGCCAGCACACCUUGCAACUCGGUGCCCUCGUCACCAAACCUCAAUCCAAACGAGCAGAGGAAUAACCCCGGGAAUGACCAGUUCUGGGUACCAAACAACGGGGGUUACCCACAGCAAAUGUACCCCCAGGCUUUUGGUCUGACCCCCGAGGACGCAAUGGAGGCCUUGAUCGGUGCCACGGCGCAGCAGGGACACCCAUCUGCACCCCACAGCCACCAGCCGCCACCUUUCCAAGCUGAUUACGACGGGUACGGACAUCUGUGCGAGCCUGGCCAGCACUACCCGGGACUCCCGAGUCACCCUGACUUGCAGGGCAUCCCGAGCAGCCACUGUCAAGACCCCUUUCUCAAAGAUGACCUGGGUAGCGCGUCCCCUCAGUCGCCAGAGGCCCAGCAGGUCCUUGGUUCGCACCACCACCACCACCUCCAGCAGCACCACAGCCGUCACGACAGGCGAUCCAAUGCUGAGAGCCACUUCUCAGACGACCAGCUGGUGUCCAUGUCGGUUAGGGAGCUCAACCGGCUCCUCAGAGGCCUCAGCAAGGACGAGGUGAUGCGUCUGAAGCAGAAGCGCCGGACCCUGAAAAACAGAGGUUACGCACAGUCCUGCCGCUACAAGCGAGUGCAACAGAAGCACAUCUUGGAGCACGAAAAGACCAACCUGGCCUCACAGGUCGAGCAGCUGAAACACGAACUCAACAGACUGGUCCGGGAAAGAGAUGCAUACAAAUUAAAAUGUGAGAAACUGUCCGGUGCGAACUGUUACCACGAAACCGGGUCCACCAGUGACAAUCCUUCCUCCCCCGAGUAUUUAAUGUGA
Molecule: messenger RNA, 993 nt
Organism: Xyrichtys novacula (pearly razorfish)
Lineage: Eukaryota; Metazoa; Chordata; Actinopteri; Labriformes; Labridae
Source: the annotation of a GenBank genome assembly